Rotaria sp. Silwood2 is the source of this 750-nucleotide messenger RNA. The record is from the annotation of a GenBank genome assembly. Lineage: Eukaryota; Metazoa; Rotifera; Eurotatoria; Philodinida; Philodinidae.
AUGCCAUCAGUUCAAGUUGAUACCCUCGAAGAAAGUAACGCUCAUGCAGUACAAGUAAACCAUCGAGCAGCGAACGGUUUUAACAGAGCACCAUCGCUACCAGUUCGUUUGAUUUGUGAAGCGAUUGGCACAUGCUGCUUUGUCCUUUUCGGUGCUGGCUGUGCAACAAAACCAGGAUCUGGUCUAUUAGCGAUCUCUACUGCUCAUGGCAUUGUCACAGUCUGGCUCGUGUACGUAUUUGGAUCGGUGUCCGGUGCCCAUUUCAAUGCUGCGGCCACUAUUGCUUUUACAAUAAAUGGUCAAAUGAAAAUACUUGAUGGAUUACUAUAUAUUGUUGCUCAAGCAUUUGGCGCCCUACUUGCUGGAGCACUAUUACUAUUACUGUACUAUGGCAACGAUACCAAACUAGGUACACCAGAAUUGGCAUUACUACCCUAUCCAGUUACGGUUAUACAAGGCUUUUUCUUAGAAUUCAUCUGUACAGUCGUUCUCUCCUUUGUCAUUUUCUUUACGACAUCGUACAACACACACAAGGAAGCGGCUCUUCCAAUUGGACUGGUCGUUUUCUCUUCUUUUUUGCUUGCUUCUGAUCGAGAUGGUGCAGCUCUUAAUCCUUGGAGAUGGUUAGGACCAGCGGUUGCUUCGAACACGUAUAGCAACUAUGCCUGGAUCUAUUCAGUUGGACCUAUUGGCGGGUUCAUCGUUGGAUUAGCGUUUUUCCGAGUCUACAAACUUAUUUGGAACAAGUAA